AUGAUGCCAGAAUUACCUUCGCUUUAAAGUUACUAUUUGAGUAAAAUCUGUAUAGUUCAUUUAAAAAUAAAAUUUUAAUUAAAAUAUAUGUUAGAAGCUCAGUUCAACCGAGUUGCUGAAUUUUCAAUUAAACGCAGAAAUCAUAAAACACAUUAAAAAAAUUGUAGUUUGUAGCAAACAACACGGCUCUCCAUUCAUUACGUGGAAGGUCACGUGAGAGAAAGCUAGUUAAACAUCAUUCCCGAUCUGACUAUCAUUAUGAUAAUAAUAUUCAAAGUUUCCGGUCAACAUUUUUGUAACGGAUAAUCCACGAGCAGGUUUUCUGAUAUAUUGGUAUCAUUUUUAAACAUUUGGCCAUAACUUGAACGAGUGAGGUGUAAGAAAUAAUUUUGAAAAAUAUAUUUCAUAAAGAAGUAAAGAAAGUAUGGCUACUUAUCUUUCAAAACGAGCAGAUGCUAUUAAGAACUGGGAAGAUUUUCUUGAUAAAUAUCUGGGAAUCUGCAUUGAGGACGAGUACGAUAAAGAGAAAAAUCCUGAAGGAUAUGUUGACCUUGCAACUGCUGUCAAUAAUUUAUGUCCUGACAUUAUAUAUCCAAAGCUUGCAAGCAAAGACGUUUGGUACUGUGAUCCAGCCAUGCUGCAGUAUAGAGAAGAUUUUGGCAUAAUGAGAUUAAGAAAGGCCAUGGCUUCAUUAAUGACAGUAUUCUUAGAAACUCACAAGCCAAUAGAGCCAACAGAUCUUGUCUGCAGUGCUGGUGUUACUAGUUGCAUCGACCUCCUUAGCCACUGCAUCGCUGAUCCAGGAGAUGUAAUCUUAGCUCCGACUCCGAUAUACAGUCGAAUCUACACUGAUUUUAAACAACGAGCAGAAGUCGAUUUGUGGCCAAUUCCAAUCAUAUCAAAAGAUAAUGAAGAGCUGAAACCAGUCCUUACCAUUGAAAAGGUGGAGAAGGCGUAUGCUGCUGCUAUUUCUCAGAAUCGAGUUGUUCGUGGAAUAUUUUUGAUCAAUCCAGAUAACCCUCUUGGAGACGUUUAUAGCCCUGAACUAGUGAUGGACAUUUUAAAGUUUGCCCAAAAGCACAAAUUGCAUGCUAUAGUCGAUGAACUGUACGCACUUUCCGUGUUUCCUGAUGGGCCACAGUUCCACAGCGUUCUGAAGUUUCCUGAAAUUCCUGAUCCAGAGAGAACACAUAUUCUUUAUGGUUUAAGUAAGGAUUUUGGUUUAGCUGGAUUACGAAUAGGUGUGAUUUACACCCAGUGCAAAGAACUGCGAAAUUGUUUGAUUCAACUCACCGCCUUUGCAAGCGUGCCUUACCCUAUCAUGGACAUAGCAGCAAGAUUAUUAGAAGACAUAGAUUGGUGCAAAGCAUAUGUUGCCGAGUUUAAAAAACGUUUGCAAGAUAAAUUCACCUCAUGUUCAACACAUUUGAAAAAACUGGGAAUUAAUGUUAGAGAUUCAAAAGCUGGCCUCUUUUUGUGGAUGGAUUUUCGCCAUGUGUGCGGUUCAAAAUCUUUUAAGCAAGAAAGGGACUUUUUCCUGUACCUCCUGAAUGAGAUGCAUUUAUACAUUGUUCCUGGAGAAGAACUUUUUUCAGCUCAACCAGGAUGGUUCAGAAUGAUUUUCACCGGUCAUCCGAAUAAUUUGAAUGAAGGGUUAAGACGUCUGGAACAAGCCAUACAGAACUAUAAACCUCUUGAUUUGUAGACUAGAAUUCUUGUGAUUCAUGACCUGCUUGUCAGAUAAAAGAAAGAAAAACGAAAAAUUGUAGAAAUUUGUUAUGUAGAAAGGGUAAUAAAACUCAUGUGAAUAAAUUUCUUUUACAAUCCAGAAAUGCUCACUUAUUGAUAAUAAUACGUGACAGUUUAAAACACUUUUAUUUUGUUAAAUAAUAACCAAUUUCAUUCUAAAUCCAAACAAAAGUGGGAAGAAAACUGAAAAAAGCAUAGCCGAGUCUGUUAAAGUCUGAAGAUAUUUAUAUAGUUAAGAGAUAAUUUUUUUUUUCCAUUUUUAAUUGUUCUUCGGAAAAGAAAAGAAAUUUUCGUCCUUUGUAACUAUGCUUUAAAAGAAGGAAUUGCAUAAACCAUUAUAGUUUACUGUCACGUUUUCAUACCAAUAUCUGUUUUUUUUAAUCAUU
This is a messenger RNA of Stegodyphus dumicola, 2135 nucleotides long. RefSeq names its product 1-aminocyclopropane-1-carboxylate synthase-like protein 1. Gene Ontology annotation, biological process: amino acid metabolic process; biosynthetic process. Lineage: Eukaryota; Metazoa; Arthropoda; Arachnida; Araneae; Eresidae. Gene Ontology annotation, molecular function: pyridoxal phosphate binding; transaminase activity. The record is from RefSeq and is a predicted model, not a curated record.